Molecule: messenger RNA, 7748 nt
Organism: Anoplopoma fimbria (sablefish)
Lineage: Eukaryota; Metazoa; Chordata; Actinopteri; Perciformes; Anoplopomatidae
Gene: phaf1
Product: phagosome assembly factor 1
Exons: 16
Coding region: 1103-2353 (416 amino acids)
Biological process (GO): Golgi to plasma membrane protein transport
Cellular component (GO): dendrite; trans-Golgi network; synaptic vesicle membrane
Source: RefSeq, a predicted model, not a curated record
GAAGUUGCUGUUGUUUGGACACUGUGUUGCUCUUAUCUGCGCCUGACAUUGAAGACAAAUUAGACCCGAGCAAAGGACACGGUGGGCAUUUACCGGUGGACUAGUUUACGAGUUAUGAGGAAAGCGUCUCACAGCGGGGAAUUUGAUCACGAGCGACAGCAGAGCUAGCUCCAAAGCGUGAACCUUGGUUGAAAGGAGGAAAGAAAGACAGCAGAGACAGCCGACGGCUCGGCGUGCUUUCUUUGUUCAUGUCGUGCCUGUCUGAACCGCAAUAUUCAUUUUCUUUGUUAUGAAUUCAGAAUUAUUUUCUGCACAUGCGUUAUUUAUAUUUAUACUAUAUAACCAUUAGGCGCCGGGCAGCUAGCUCGUCAGCUAACGUUAGCCGGAGCGCCAACACACAGUGUUGUUGUCGAUCUUUGGUGCUUUCGUAACCGCCCGGCAGUGACAGAUAACGGGGCCGACAGUGAGGAUAGUCGGGGGUGCAUACGUUAUUUUCCGUGCCUCAUUGUUUUAGGUGUUUAUCACUGGAUCUGUUGGUCUGUUUGAAAACCUAGGACAGCACAGUAACCGGACAGGUUGAUGUAACAUUGAAGCCUGCUGGAGACGUCUGACUAAGCUGUUUGUUUAUUCCUGACGUCGAAUCGAGCGAAUUCAUUUUUUUUUAUCCGUAUCGAUUUAAAACCACACAAACGGGUAAUAGGGUAACUGACAGCUGUCCUUGUAAGUUUAGGUUGCCUGGCAGGUUGCAUCAUUUGUUUGUGUGCAAGCUGUCAGAUUUCCCAGGGUAACUUGUUAAACUGUUGAUACAAAACGUAUGUAAGUCUGAGGUGUUCAGUCUUAAGUGAAUGUCAGUUUGAAUAUUUAAUUAAAAAAAAAAAAUCCCAUAUGACAUGUGAGAAACUGGCCACCUUUCACUGUAACCCAUAGUUGUAGGAGCUGCUUGAUGCUCUCAUGCGGGACAAUAAGUAGAUAGAGUUAUGAAUUAAAUAGCCAUCUGAAACUAUUGAGACUGUGCUGUGAUCAGGGACAGACAGGCGAAGUGAAAGGGUCCCUCAGAGGGUCCCAUUGUGUCUUGAGGUGAGCUGCCCCCCACUACUUGCCAAUGCUGGACCUGGAAGUGGUGCCUGAGAGAUCACUAGGAAAUGAGCAAUGGGAAUUUGCCUUAGGGAUGCCAUUGGCCCAGGCCAUCUCUAUUCUGCAGAAACACUGCCGCAUCAUCAAAAAUGUCCAGGUGCUAUACAGUGAACAGACACCACUCAGCCAUGACCUCAUACUGAACUUGACUCAGGAUGGGAUUAAACUGCUGUUUGAUGCCACAAAUCAGAGACUGAAGGUGAUUGAAGUGUAUGACCUGAGCAAAGUCAAGUUGAAAUACUGUGGAGUCCAUUUCAACUCUCAGGCCAUUGCCCCCACAAUAGAGCAAAUAGACCAGUCAUUUGGAGCUACGCACCCUGGAGUUUACAAUGCUGCAGAGCAGUUGUUCCAUCUCAACUUUCGAGGCCUGUCCUUCUCCUUCCAACUGGACUCAUGGAAUGAAGCUCCAAAAUACGAGAUUCCACAUGGGGCCAUGGUCAAGAGGAUGCACAUCUACACUGGCAACAACCUGCAAGAAACAAGGGCUCCCGUGAUGCCGUUGGCGUGUUUCCUUGGUAACAUCUUUGCAGAGAGUGUUGAUGUCCUGAGAGAUGGUGCAGGGCCUCUGGGGCUCAAACUCCACCUUCUCACUGCAGGCUGUGGUCCAGGUGUGAUGGCUGAUUCUAAAGUGAGGUCCCUAGAAAGGAGCAUCUACUUUGGAGAUUCCUGUCAGGAUGUACUGGGUGCUCUGGGCUCGCCACAUAAAGUCUUCUACAAGUCUGAGGACAAGAUGAAGAUCCACUCUCCGUCACCUCACAAGCAGGUUCCUUCUAAAUGUAACGACUACUUCUUCAACUACUUCACCCUCGGAGUGGAUAUCCUGUUUGACUCUGCAACUCACCUGGUUAAGAAGUUUGUCCUCCAUACCAACUACCCCGGCCAUUACAACUUCAAUAUAUAUCAUCGAUGUGACUUUAAGAUUCCACUCGUCAUCAAGAAAGAAGGAACCGAUUCUCAGACGGAGGACUGCAUGUUAACGACCUACAACAAGUGGGAUCAGAUUCAGGAACUGCUCGGUCACCCAAUGGAAAAACCUGUCGUGCUCCACAGGUCCUCAUCAGCCAAUAACACCAACCCCUUCGGCUCUACCUUCUGCUUUGGACUGCAGCGGAUGAUCUUUGAGGUGAUGCAGAAUAACCACAUAGCAUCAGUGACCCUGUAUGGUGCUCAUCGGACCACAACUCAAGCCCGACCUGAGUCCAGUAGUAGUUCCCACUGAACAAGAAACCGGAACCACAUCCCAUUCUGGCCUGUCCUGAGUCUAGUACCUCUGCUGACUGAACCUCUUACCCAGAGCCAGAUUCAUAACCAAGCAGACCUAACCCAGAGCAACAACGUAAUUCAUACAAAGCUCAGAUGCUACUCAUUGAACAGAAACGCGACCCGGAAUCCAGAAUAACCAAGUCACACCUGGUAUUUAUCAACUUUUCCUGGUGGGUCCUAAGACUUACUCUCCAAAUCAGACACACGCGGUCAGCACAGUCAACCCAACCCAGACUAUCCCAGGAACCAGGAUCUAGUGACAUUGUUGCAGUUUUGGUAGUUUGGUGUAGGAAUAUCCCGGUGGUGCUGCAAACUGACACGCAGAAGAAAUUCUACGCUCAAGUAGAGCUCAGCUGUUUCCAUCCAGUGACUCAAUUUGCCCAGAACCACAUGAGAACAGUUUGUCCAGACAUUAGUUUGGAUGGCAUGGUUCCACCAGUAAGAUGUAAUGGCAGCCUAUAUAGGACAAUAACCUCCAUCACUUUGUGGUGAGAUGAUCAGCAUUUAAUUUUCAUCUGCAACUAAUCUCAAUUUAAACUGCUGUGGCCAAAGUGAAACAAACUCUUGCUUGAACCACUGAAUAAACAUCAACAAACCACACUGCCAGCCCAACACGUCCCCCCUGUCUUCCUGCCACAACUUAAGAACCAGGCCAGACUGGCUCAAUCAAAACCUGGACACAUUUAAAUUGCAAGCACCAAACCAGCCCAGCCCAACCAAGAGCCAUCAGAGCCAAACACAUUGGAAGCUGCAGAAGACGUUUAACCAGAAAAAUAUGAAAAUCCAGAUUUGUCAGACAAGAGAGAAGAACCAAACACACUCAAGGUUUGGAGAGGUGUGGCACAGAACACAUCCACAACGGCCAGCUGACCAGAUGUGAAGCCUCUCAAGGCAGAAUGGUCCAAACAUUGUCACCAUUAUUGUGUCCCUGUUAAACCGUCCUACUCACUAGUCCUCUGACUUUCUUCAGUGGUGCCCUUCAGACACACAGAGACACACUCUCAAGCACACAGCAGUAAACCCGCCACAGCUGUUGUUAUUUGCAGCUAUAGAUGUUGGUAUGUCUGUCUCCUCACUUAAAUACACACACACACACACACACACACACACACACACACACACACACACACACACACACACACACACACACACUUACAUAUACGAGUAUCUGCAUGUUAGGCUGCUGUUUUUUCAAAUUGACAUUUCAACAGACUUUAAAUCAAACACACACACACACACACACACACACACACACACACACAAACAUUCAGUCUCUUCAUUACUAUACUAACAUGUAUUUCUAAUACAUGAAAGCUGGUUUGAGCAUUUUCAAGUGCAAAAAGCAAACAUGGAGACAUGCAGGCAUGACACAAGGAUUUGCAUGAACUUGGCAGAUGCUUUUGAAUGAGAGGAAACUUAUUAUAAGCACAAACUGGCAACCUGUUUUGUUUAUUUGAUCCUGCAUGUUGUGAGAGGGAUAGGCUUGUGUUAUUUCUCUCUCCCCUGCUUCAUUCAUUCACACCACAACCAUUUCAUUGUGUUCUUUUUUUACAUUUGCACUAAUACACAACUUUUUACUUGACUGGUUAAUUGUGCCCUGUCCUCAGAAAUGGAUUUGUGGAGACAUUUGGAGCGAUAGUGGUGUGUGUGUGUUUUUAUCCAUAAGUUUAGUCAGAAGACGGGUCCUCCCAUGGUGCACGGUGUAUGCAGUCAUAUAAUCUGUGUAACACUCUUCUCCCUUCUUACUUAUCUCUACAUCUGAUUGAUGCCUCAAAAUUCAUCCCUCAGCAAUGUCUGCAUUUAUUGUUGAAUUGCCAAAUGCCUCAGCCAAAGACGAUUCAGGAUGAUUUCAUAUGAUCUGCGGACAUUAUAAUUGUAGCCUCUUUUGUCUAAACCUGUCCUAUGGAGAGAGUCGUUUGUUGGCUGUCCCCCUUCCCUUGUGUCUUUUAUGUCAAACCUGCACAUUGAAGUCAUUGCCGCGGUAACGCCUCUAAAUUCAGCUCCUGGUUUCUGUAACUGCUGAAAGUAAUUACACAAGACGUUGAAAGCUGACUUGUGCGUGUGUUUUUAAACCAAUCAGCCUGUCUUUCAUCAGGGUUUGGUAACAGCCAGAGACACAUUAACAAUAGUAGUAGUCUCUUGUACAGUAGUUGUUAUUGUUGUUAGAGAGCUGUCAUUUUAUAGAAUUCCUCUGUGAAUUCGGUACAUUCUAACCCAUUUAGGAAAUGGGGAAGAACAUCAUCAUUCCUUCAUCAUAACAUUUGCUUCCCUCCAAAUGUCUGAAUUUGGGAUCUUUUGCCUCAUAAGCAUUUGAAUAAACUGUGUAUUAAUUGUAAUACACACAUUCUCUUUUAUUGUCCUUUGAUACAAAUUGCAAAUUGUUUUUUUUAUUCUUUAUUAUUGAUGAAUUUAUGAUUGUUUGUAUCAACAUGUGAAGGCAUCAGGGUUGAAGUCAGGGCCUGUAUAUGUGACAAAAUGUUAAGAGCACCUUGGGAAUAUGAGCAUACAAUGCCAUGGCUGCUUAAAGAUGGUUUCCAGAAAUGCAGUAUUUUUAAGUACGGCACAAAGAUAUUUUGUUUGCUGCCAAGUUUGUUAUGAGUUUUAUUGAGCCACUUGAAUUGAGUUUUGAUGUGUUCAAACUGGCUUCAAUCUGGCAUUUCAUUUUGUAUCCAUUAGUAGGGUCUUCUACAUGUUCUUUAACAACCCUGACUGGUCAAAUCAAUUGGUAGGUUGAUCUCAUCCCUCAUUCAAAUAAUUUGCAUCACAGUGUUAGUUAGCUUGUAACCAGCAGCAUCCACAUGAAAUGGCCAACCAACUGUACUUUGACUUCAUUUCUGAUUCAUUAUGAUAUGAAAAUGAAAUUAAGACUUUAACAAUUCAUUAAUAGCAGCCUGUAUUUACAGGGCUAUUUCCUUUGGUUUGUUACCAUACAGAUGACUGUGAGAAGACCUUAUUAAAGAGCAGAGGAAGAAAUUAACUUCUGUGCUUUGUAAAACUAGUUAGUUGGGCUGUUCUGGGAACUGAUUUUUUUUUUUUUUUAUGUAUUCAGGCCCUGAUUCUUCUAGCUGAUGAUGUACAAAUGCUGUAAAUAGUUGAGUUCUAUUAGUCUGGCGUCCUUUUAUUUACAUGAUCUUAAUGGCUUGGCAAUGACACAACUGACUUGGCUGUCAAGUGUCUUAAUAUUUCCUCCUUAUAACUCAGGAGGGAGGCCUCUGCUCUCAACUGACUUAUUGACGAGCACUGGAAGUUUUAAUUUUUUUGUUUGACUCCAAACCACUCAGUAUUGAAACUUUUUCUUGUACAAUACUAGAGCGCAAGUACACAGAAAUGUUGGGUGCCCACAGACCUGCUAAAACUCUGCUUGAACUGCUCCUGCAGUUUAAUUUUGAUCCAUAAUCUUAAAAUAUAAAAGUUCAAUUUAUGCAGGUAGGGAAAACUUCCCAACAUCUGUACUGGAAGACUCUGGUUGAUUUGGAGUCUAGCAUUGGCAUGUUGUUAGAUUUUACCUCUACUUCUUUACGCUAGAAAAUAUAUUUCAAUGGCUGCAGCCAGACUGAUGAGGUGAUGGUUUUUCAGGAAGCAGGAGAGAUUAAUGUUUUACAGUCCUGUUUCUUAAACUAGGAUCCCAAAAGAUAGCUUAUGUUUCAAGAUGAAUCCAACAAAUAAACAAAUUUUCUCAUUGAGCAACCAGGUUUAAGAUAUUUCAGAGCGAUGGCUGUCCAGCGAUGUCUGAAGAACCUGGAAACAUAAAGCUCCCAACUCCUGCUCUGGUUAAUCCACAUGAGUUGAAUAUGGAAACUAAUGUAAUAUAAUUUCCAUGAUGGUUAUAUUCCAACGUUUUACUAAAACUUGCUUUAGUGCAAGUAAAUAUGAGAAAAGCAAGGAAACACAAAACUGCUGAACAUUGUGCCUCAUCUCCCACUGAGCCUGUCUUUGACUUCUUUCUCUAUCUCAUCUGUACAAAGGAAUCUCAUUGUACAUACAGUUUGAGAAUGCAUUUGAACUGCGUCAUUGUACAGUACAUGUGUGCGUGUCACUUAGCAUUAGCAACAACCUAACAUGGUAAUAUGGCCAUCUGUCAUUUUAGUUUUCCUGUUACCUGCAGAGAAUAGCCGACUAGGUUGGGUUUCGCAAGACAAGAACGGGGUUUUCAGGUUGCUUUUCUUUUUCACCAACCUUAAUGUUUUUGGAGGGUACUUUGUUCAGUGUGGUGUGUGCAUGUUAUUAACACCCAACACACAGAACAAUAUGUGUUCGCAACCCCUUAAAAGCUUAUCAUUGUUAGUUAUUGUUAGUUACUGAGGAAUACAGGAUUUUAGAAAUGCCAUUCUUCAUAUUUCCUCCACAAAUAUAAAUUGGUUGUCCCCCAAAAUAUCUCAGUGCUAAUUUGAGCUUUGCUCCUUUGGAAGCAGAUCGUUCAAAGAUGAUAUGAAAAAACAGAAACCGUAGAGGCAGCAGUGAAUGAAUCAAGAUUUUUCUGAGGGAAAACAUAUAUACAUGCUAAAUGAUUUUGGGGAAACUGAGACCAGCACAAUACACAGUGGUUCACUUAAUACAAGAAAAACAAUUCUACAAAUUACCCAGUUUUGGUAAACUCAGGCCAGCGGCAUAGACGGUCAGUGCUGUGAGGUGCAUUGUUACUGAGAGACCGAGGUUAGAGCAAUGGGGUGCUGGGUAGUUUAUCUCACCCAAACUCAGGUGGACAUAUCUUAUCCAUGUUUUUCAAAAGAUUUAAGCUAGAUAAACAAAUGAAAAAUCUGGAGGUCUUUAAAAUAUCAUCAUUUUUUCUAAAGUAUUUCAUUAGAUGCAGGAAUGAAUGAUUGUCAUAACCAGAUCGUUGUAAUUCGGAACGGAUUCAGUUCAGUGUAAUGAUAGUUUCAUAUUAAUGCUUUGUAUUGUAUGUUCUUGGUAUCAUGUAUUCUGUUGCCCAUCUCACAUAUUCUCCUCAGAAUAUUUUUUGUGGAAUCAUUGCAUUUUAAACCCAUUUCUGGAAAUGGGAGAGUUAUUCUUAAUUAAAACUUGUGAAAUUCAUUGGAAUGUGGCAUUUUAUAUUUUGAAUACUAUAACUUUGUGUAUGAAGAAAUAAAUCAAUUUAUUCAGCAUGUCCACUGAAAAAAGGCAAUAACAAUACCAUAUAGUGCAAAGAGAAGGAUUAGGUUGACUGAAAGCUGUGUUUCAGCAAAAUACUUUUGACUGCAUUUUGAUGACGUUUUUAAGAUGCACUAUUGCUGUGUAAUCUCUGAACAACUCCAAUGUGAAAAUUGGAAUAUUAUGAAAUGAAAUUCCCACUAUUCAUUGACGUCAAAGUUCAUUUUCUGUGUGCAACCAGGAUAUGAAAAAAUAAUAAAAAU